Molecule: messenger RNA, 1459 nt
Organism: Racocetra fulgida
Lineage: Eukaryota; Fungi; Glomeromycota; Glomeromycetes; Diversisporales; Gigasporaceae
Source: the annotation of a GenBank genome assembly
AUGAAAUUUCAUGCACGUAACCAACAAAGAGGAGCUUGGCUGACCCUCUUAAUCGCUAGUCUACUGCUUUUAACUUCGUUAACUCGGGCUCAGACAAAUUAUGCGUUAAAACCUCCACAAAUCCCUGGAAUACCACAGGAACCAAGUAAUAAUUCUUAUCCUAACCCAGAAUAUGCGAGGCUGCUAGCCUAUUCUUUAUAUUUUUACGAAGCGGAGAGAAGUGGAAAACUACCUGCAGAUAACAGAGUAUCAUGCGAUGGUCAAGAUGUCGGUCUCGAUUUAAAGUGGGGUAAAGGUUAUGAAUUAGCAAAUCAGACCCAAUAUUUGAGAGAUAUGGUAAAAUGGGGAACUGAUUGGUUAAUAAAUGCUAGUUCAAAUACGAGCAAUACAAGUUCAAAUAUAAGCAAUGCAAUAGACCAAUAUUUAUACGUGAUGAUUGGUGACAUUGAUUCAGAUCUUAACUAUUGGGGACCUGAUACAAAUAUCCCUACUUCACGUCCAUCACUAAAGGUUAACUCCUCUGCUCAUGGUACCGACGUUUCAGGCGAGACGGCUGCGGCAAUGGCUGCGUCGUCUUUACUAUUUCGUAAUCAGUUUAAUGAUUCUGAAUACGCCAAUACACUUUUAACAUACGCAAAAAGUUUAUAUUCUUUUGCCGAACAGACUCCUUUCACGCUAUAUCAGAAUUCGGUUCCCCAAGUUAAAAGUGCAUAUGCUUCGUCAAAUUUUUUUGACGAAUUGGUCUGGGGUGCCCUUUGGUUAUAUAGAGCGACAAAUGACACUAGCUAUCUUGACAAAGCCGUUAACUAUUUUAACACUAAUUCAUUGAGUGGUUCGAAGAAAGUGUUUAAUUGGGAUGAAAAGUCUGGUGCGUGCUAUGUGUUGUUUGCACAAUUGUUUCAACAAUCAGGUCAGGAUUCAAGUAGAUGGAAAUCUGAGACAGAACGAUAUUUGGAUGGUGUUGUAAAGCAAACUAGUGGUUGUACAUUAACCAAUGGCGGUCUUUAUUGGUGCGACGGAGACAGCAAUUCUGCAUCUUUAAACCCAUCUCUUGAUGCUGCUUUCCUGUGCUUAAUUUAUGCACCGAUUGCUUCUUCAUCUGAUAAGGCUCAAACAUAUGUAACGUUCGCUUUGUCACAGAUUGAUUAUGUUCUUGGUAAAAAUCCCAUGAACACGCCAUAUGUUGUUGGUGUUCAUCCAAAUUCACCACAGAAUCCCCAUCAUGCUGGUGCACAUGGUGGAACUGAUGUAUCUAAUUUGAAUAAUCCUCCUCAAACCCAGCAUGUUUUAUAUGGUGCACUUGUGGGUGGCCCAGAUAAGAAUGAUCGAUUUAGUGAUUCAAGAUCUGAUUAUGCUCAAACGGAGGUUGCACUGGAUUAUAAUGCACCAUUUCAAAGUUUAAUGGCGUAUCAAAUGAUCAAUUCCCGCAGUGAUCCAUAUUAUGUUAAUGUUCCUCCUG